AUGAGCUAUUUAGCAGGUGUAUCAUCAGGAACUGUAGCAGCUGGAGGUAAUGGUCUAGGAACAAGUAACACACAGGUUAAGUAUCCAGUGGGUGUCUACUUUGAUGCAUCGUCAAACAGUCUCAUUAUUGCGAAUACUGGUGCUAAUAAUAUCGUUCGUUGGGUAUUGGGUGCUAGUAGUUGGACACUUAUCGCCGGCAGUAUAAGUGGAGCUCGUGGUAACAAUGCUACAUUUCUCAAUUAUCCAGUAGGCGUGACAAUGGAUCCCAUGGACAACAUAUAUGUAGCCGAUAGAAACAAUCAUCGGAUCCAAUUUUUCUUGACUGGUCAGUCCAUUGGAACAACGAUUGCUGGUGUCACAAAUACAAGUGGAAAUAGCUCUACCUUACUUUAUAAUCCUUAUUCGAUGGUACUUGAUACUCAACUCAAUUUGCACUCGAAACAAGAGAGUUGGAAGGGGUGCAUAAGGGCUACUGUCCAACUGUACACAGAAUAUGCAUGA
Rotaria sordida is the source of this 501-nucleotide messenger RNA. NCBI's taxonomy places the organism in Eukaryota, Metazoa, Rotifera, Eurotatoria, Philodinida, Philodinidae. The record is from the annotation of a GenBank genome assembly.